AGUUCGGUCCCGCAUUGUCGUCGGCUCCUAACCGAGCUGAGUGAUGGCAGGGAACGCCGCAGCGGUGCGCCAAAGUGUGUCGACUUGUCAACGAGCUGAGGAUGAGGAAAAAAAACGGUCAGCGUUGAAAAGGGUCUGAAGCGGACAUUCGACUCAUUAGCGCCUUCACAAGACGCUGUCGUGGAAGUGCACCACAACGCACCCUUUAUUUACAGGAUGCACCGGGAAGCCAGGCGUCGAGAGACCGAGGGAGAGAGCGGGAGAGAGAGAGCUGUCAGUGGCCGAGCACGGACGCGCAAAUUCGGUCGGCGAGCACCGCCGCGACAUCCUCGGGGGCCGGCGAGCGAGGCGACCCAGGGAUCAGACACACGCCGGCCGGCCGGCCGCCCUCGUCGCCAUGAAGGCGGCCGCUCGGCGUGGAUGCGACGGCGGCGGACAUCAUCCGUGAGACCCGCGGAGCUCGCUCGUGUGGCGCAGGAGAAGACCACGACGACAAGAUGAAGAAGCAGUUCAACCGAAUGAGACAGCUCGCCAACCAAACAGUGGGCAGGGCUGAGAAGACCGAAGUGUUAAGCGAAGACCUCCUGCAGGCAGAGAAGCGUCUGGAGCUGGUCAAGCAGGUGUCGCACAGCGCCCACAAAAAGUUGACGGCGUGCCUGCAAGGUCAGCAGGCCGUGGAAGUGGACAAGAAGUCGGUCAGGUCGCCGUCGAAGAAACUUCCUCUCGCGAUACUCGCACAAUGUAUGGUGGAGGGGGCGGCGGUGCUCGGGGACGAGUCUAUGUUGGGGAAGAUGCUGAAGCUGUGCGGCGAGACGCAGGACAAACUGUCCCAGGAGCUCAUCCUGUUCGAGGUCACCAUCGAGAGAGACGUCAUGGACCCGCUGUACGACCUCUCCGAGGUGGAAAUCCCAAACAUCCAGAAACAAAGGAAACAUUUAGCCAAACUGGUCCUGGACAUGGACUCUGCACGCACACGGUACUAUCAGUCCAGCAAAUCAUCGGGCCUGUCCAGCAACCUGCAGUCCAGCGGCGCCAAGGCCGACCACCUCAGGGAGGAGAUGGAGGAGGCCGCCAAUCGCAUGGAGAUCUGUCGGGACCAGCUGUCUGCGGACAUGUACAGCUCCAUGGCCAAAGAACUCGACUAUGCAAGCUAUUUUCAGACGCUGAUUGAGGUCCAGGCCGAGUACCACAGGAAGUCACUUGAGCUGCUGGAGAACAUCCUGCCUCAGAUUAAAGCUCAUCAGGAGUCGUGGGCGGAGAAGCCUUCCUACGGGAAGCCGCUGGAGGAGCACUUAGAGCUCAGCGGGAGGGAUAUUGCCUUCCCCAUCGAGGCCUGUGUCACCAUGUUGCUGGAGUGCGGCAUGCAAGAGGAGGGCUUGUUCCGAGUGGCUCCGUCCGCCUCCAAGCUGAAGAAGCUGAAGGCGUCUUUGGACUGCGGCGUGCUGGAUGUGCAGGAAUACUCGGCCGACCCGCACGCUAUCGCAGGAGCCUUGAAAUCUUACCUGCGUGAGCUCCCUGAGCCCCUGAUGAAGUUCGAGCUUUACAACGACUGGAUCCAGGCUUCAAACAUUCCAGACCAGGACAAGAGGCUGCAGGCUCUCCGCUGCGCUUGCGACAAACUGCCGCCGGCCAACAACAACAACUUCAGAUAUCUGAUUAAGUUCCUGUCCAAACUGACGGAAUUCCAGGACGUGAACAAGAUGACGCCCGGGAACAUCGCCAUCGUGCUGGGGCCCAACCUGCUGUGGACGCACAGCGAAGGCAACAUCGCGGAGAUGAUGACCACGGUGUCCCUGCAGAUCGUCGGCAUCAUCGAGCCCAUCAUCCAGCACGCCGACUGGUUCUUCCCCGGAGAAAUCGAGUUCAACGUGACGGGCAACUUCGGCAGUCCCGUGCACACCAACCACAACGCCAACUACAGCUCCAUGCCGUCCCCCGACAUGGAGCAAACGGAUCGGCGGCAGAGCGAGCAGAGCCGCCGGCCCCUCAGCGUCGCCACCGACAACAUGAUGCUGGAGUUCUACAAGAAGGACGGCAUCAGGAAGAUACAGAGCGUGGGAGUCAGGGUGAUGGACACUUCUUGGGUGUCCCGCAGGGGCUCAUCUUCCUCUCGUAAAACCUCGUCCACGCCCCCCAGCCUGCGGGCGCCCACCCCACCCUCGGAAGCGCUCGCCCCCGAGGGACUCGGGGAACCCUCAGGCUCCCCCUCCCCCACCCCUCCUCCCGCUAGCAACGAGCGAGCCAGCUCGGACGACGCGUCGUCCAAUUGGUCGGACGCCUGUAACGCCCGACCCUCCCCCGAGGAGGAGAGGCUGCCCCCCCCUUACCCCUCUUCCUCUUCCUCACCCUUCUCCCUCCCUCCCCACCACUUCUGCACCCGAGCACCCCCCGGUAUGCGCCCCCUUUCCCGCAGUCCCGAAUGCGUGCCCACGGGCCCGUCACCCGUCCCCCGCCGCUCGGGCUACAGCCCGCCCCCAUUCCUCCACUCCCUAUGCCCGUCCCCCCACCCCCUUGACAUCAACUCCAACCCCCGAGCUCAAAGCUCCCCCGCCCUGCCCAAGCAGGCCUCCUUAUCCGAGCCUCUGCAUGCGCCCCCCGCCGACACCAACGGCUCCUCACUGUACAUCAAACCCCCGCUCGUUCUUACUCGGCACGAUCUUUUCCUGGGCUCCCCCAAACUCCCCGGCACCCCACUUUCUGUCCCCCCUCCUUGGGCCACCGCUAGCCGAGAGAGAGGACGCAAGGCCGCUAGCACCCUGAAGAACAAAGAACUGUCUCCGGUGAUCGGGCAGAAGGGAUUCCAGGCGACGCUGUCUUCCGGCGCCCAGUCGGAAAACAGCCCACACACCCUGAGGAGAGCAAAGAAGCUGGCUCCAAUUCCGCCUAAAGUCCCCUACAGCCAGACGGGGGCCGUGUCGGAGCAGUCCACGGGCCAGCCGUCUCCGGUCAGCCUCUCGCCGACGCCGCCCAGCACCCCAUCGCCGUACGGCUUCGGCUACCCGCAGGGUUACGCCACCAUCGGCUCCCUGGGACACGUCCACAUGGCCGGCACGCCGUCUCUGUCCUCACCGCCCUCGCUGGCCGGGACCCUCAUCAAGGCCCGGCCCACGCCCAAGCCGCCCCGGCAGAGGCCCAACUUGCCUCCCCCGCAGCCGCCCUCCACCCCCGGCACCAGCCCCCAGCCCCUGGACCACUCGUCUGGCUUGUUGGAUGGUUUGUCUCCUGGAGAGAGCAUGUCCACAGAUUCCUUCUGCAAUUUGGACAUUCCCGUUAUCGACAUGGAACUGGACGGCCUUCUGGACUUGGCGCACAUCUCGCACCUCAGGCACUCGGUGGCGCUGCUGGACUCGAGCCGCCUCAGAGCCACCGAGUCGGAGGAGGGGGAGGAUUCGGAUAGCACUGUGCUAUGACGCCCCCCCCCCAUCCCCCCAACCCCUACACACACACACACACACACACACAAGUCCUCCUUCACACCCUGAUGCAUUCGUGCAUUUGGAUUGUUGCAUUUUGAGUUCGUGUUUUGCCUUAUUUGACGCCUUGAACUCCGCACGCCAGAAACACGCGAGCGAGGGGGAGGAUUCGGACCUCUUUUAUGCCAAUUCCUCCACAAGGAAUCACAUCAACCAUUCUCCUCCGGCCAAGGACAUCAGCCUCGGUGGCAACUCUGUAUCCGUGUGUGUACCAUCAACCAACAUGCACGCUGUAGAAACUUAGCUGAGUAACUAAGGAAAAAAAAAAAACAUCUCGAUGAUUAACGUUCAUUUAUUGAAUAAUAUUUAUUGUCUAUAGUGUACAUUUGCAGAGUUUAUGAUUCCCAGUAAAAACAUCGGAACUUAUUUUAUACUGGCAAGGUGGAAUAAGAGCAUCGAGCAGGGGUGGGCAAACUUUUGUGCCACACAGCCAGAUUUUUAUUUUUAAUACAACGGGCACAUGGGUGAAAACAUUCGCAGAUGAAGUCAAAAAUAUAUAUCGCUAAUUAAAAUGCGUCUUUAUGUUUUGUAAAAUAGUUCCGUCCGUCCAUUUUAUUUUGCAUUUGUCUUCACGAGGUUUUACAGGUGACUUCAUUUUAAUUGUAGUUGAUUCUCAUUUUUUUUUAUUUACGUAAGCACAUUUUCAAUACAAUAAGUAAACGUUAGCUAUGUUGUGUAUGCGCGACGGUUUUUUUAUUUUUAUUAUUUUUUACAAGCAAGUAACUUAUUUAUUCGAUAAGUAAAUUACAAAUGAUAUAUUUAAAUAUUUGAAUGGACACAUUUUACGGAAAGAGGAUUAAUUAAUGCACCAAAUGUUACAGGGCCCUCUUAUUUCACUUCUGGAGAUAAUAAUAUAAUAAUAACCUUAAGUCGCUUGAUGAUGCCGAUGUUGGUGGGCGGGGUUAAAGAGCGAUUUGUAACCCGCGGGCCAUACUUUGCCCUCCCCUGUUUUUGUGGCCAAUGACCUUCUGGUUGUUAUCAAGAACAUCGAUCCAUCCGUUGUCUUUGCCGCUUAUCCUCACGACCUUCCCAGGGAGUGCCGGAGUCAAUCCCAGCUGUCAACGGGCAGGAGGCGGGGCACGCCCUGAACCGGUCGCCAGCCAAUCGCAAGGCACAUAGAGACAAACAGCCGCACUCACAAUCACACCUAGGGGCAAUUUAGAGUGUGUAAUUAAUGUUGCAUGUUUUUGGGAUGUGGGAGGAAACCGGAGUGCCCACAAAACCCACGCAGAACAUUCCAGAAAACACGCUCCCAUCACUGACAAAUAGCCUGGCUAUUUUUGUCCCCUGUUACAAAGGAUGCACUUUAUUCCACGUGGAAGGUCGACCACGUGUGUGUGUGUGUGUGUGUGUGUGUGUGUGUUUGUGUGUGUGUUUGUGUGGAUGCGUGUGUGCGUGCCUGCGCAAAGCAUCCAUUUUAUUUUCAGCAGAGUAUUUAUGAUACAGAUCUAUUUCUCGCAGACGCUUUUUACUUGACACCCCGGCGGGCGAGACGCUUGCAAACAUGGGACCAGACAUUCCUCUCGCUUGUCACGUGCAAAAAAAUAAAAAUAAAAAAUAAGUCAUUGUAAAUACAUUUAUGUACAUAUAGUACAUGCUCUGUAUAUAAUGACUUGAGAAUAUAUAUAUAUAUAUAUAUAUAUAUAUAUAUGUAGAUGUAUUGGAAUACUUGAUGGAUUGAAAUGAUGACAACUCUCGUUAUUAUGCCUCCAUUAUUAUUAUCACCAUCAUCAUUAUUAUUAUUAUUAUUAUUAGAUCACUUUUUGUCAUGUUUUACACAAUUAACCCCUUGGAUUGAUUCUAAUAUCUCAUAAAAAAAAAUCAACGUUAUGAGGGGUAUACGGUUUUAUUACAAUCGCUGAGUAAAAGAUCCAACUUUCAUACAUAAAUGUUGGUGUUUGCUCAUAUUUGUAGUUUAGUUCAGUGGACCUGAACGUGAUAUUACACCUGACAUGAGACUGGAAUAGUCUUUAAAAAAAUAUAUAAAAAAAGGGGGGAGAGGAGGGGGGGACGAAAGCGCCUGAAUCACAACAUUUCGUGACAGCUAAUCAUCUCUGUUUACAAAUUGAAAAUUAGCAUAAACCUAAUGUAGAACAAUUCACUGAAUCAUCUGUCAUGUUGGAUUGCUUGUGCUUUUGUAUUUUUUUUUUUAAUUUGUUUAUGGUCAUCACACAGAUGAUGUCAUUUUUUUCACCGUCAAUUUUUGGAAUGUAAACCUGGCAGGUUGCGUGUGUGUGUGUUGUGUAAAAGGAGGCGAGAAAAUACAUUUUUUGUGUGUCCUGUGUGAAAGUGUGCCAGCAUGCUUUUUAACCGCACUCUUUAAAUGUCUCAUUCGUAGUGUAUAUGGAUACAAAUGACGAAAAACAAGUGAUGCUUCUUAUUCUUAAUAGUUUAUUAUUAUUAUUUUUUUUAUUUCUGUUCCUUUCGCCCACAGCGCAUCUUGUUGAUGCAAUGAUGAGCGUGGAGACAAAUGAAUCUUCUGUAUGUGCUACACUUUUACAUUGUAGGCACUGGAGGCCCAAUAAAGGUCAAAAGUGUCUUUUGACAAAAUGCUAAAGCUGUUUAAUUCAGCCCCAAAAAAAAUAAAUGUGAAUAUUUGGUCUCAAAGUGUGGAGGUGGGCAAUCAUCACAA
Syngnathoides biaculeatus (alligator pipefish) is the source of this 6105-nucleotide messenger RNA. Its product is annotated as rho GTPase-activating protein 44-like. The transcript is spliced from 24 exons. The coding region runs from base 498 to 3410 and encodes 970 amino acids. Lineage: Eukaryota; Metazoa; Chordata; Actinopteri; Syngnathiformes; Syngnathidae. Gene Ontology annotation, biological process: positive regulation of GTPase activity; modification of dendritic spine; neurotransmitter receptor transport, endosome to postsynaptic membrane. The record is from RefSeq and is a predicted model, not a curated record. Gene Ontology annotation, cellular component: dendritic spine; postsynaptic density; leading edge membrane. Gene Ontology annotation, molecular function: GTPase activator activity; protein binding.